CUUUAAAUGGUUUUGGCCUGGCCAUUGGAACCAUGGACAUCAUAGGAGCAGUCUUCUUUGAGCUGAUGAUCAUUUGCAUGUUGUGUCGUCGCUCCUCUAAGAAACAGCAGCAAACAGAUGUGGCAACUCUUUAUGGCCAAGCAGUUGGCUCUCGAAUGUUGUGGAUUUAUCUGAUCCUAUUGAAUAUCUGGAUACUGGCCUCAACUCUUUUGGUCUUUGGUAUUCUUUGGCACAAGUCACAAUUGCUUCUCUUCUGGCUCUUCUGGUGUCUGGGUGGUUUGAUAUUUGAUGUUGUGUUUGUACUCUGGUGGCUCUGGGAAAUGAUCUCAGGCGAUGCUAUUGAAGCCUUGACCAACAUUUUGAUCUCCAUGUUAACUAUGUCCAUUGAAUUUGGUUUCAUUUAUGUGGUUUACAAUGUUUAUAUGAAUUUAUCGCAGUCACCCGUUGGACAAUCAAAUAACGAUUCAUUGUUGAGCUUUGCAAACUUUAUAUUUUAAUUUUCACAUAUAUA
This is a messenger RNA of Drosophila innubila, 511 nucleotides long. RefSeq lists its product as uncharacterized. The record is from RefSeq and is a predicted model, not a curated record. The coding region runs from base 33 to 497 and encodes 154 amino acids. The transcript is spliced from 4 exons. NCBI's taxonomy places the organism in Eukaryota, Metazoa, Arthropoda, Insecta, Diptera, Drosophilidae.